CAAAGUGUAGCACUGAACAUAUGCUCAGUAAUUUACAGUGCCCAUUGCUCAUUGGUGCUGAGGAUGAACUAGAACCUAAUGUAGUGCUUUCUACAAGGAAGGAAGAAAAGUGCCUUGUACUUUGUGUGCUCUUUGUAAUGUCACAGUGUAAUGUCACUGUGUCAACUAAAGGUGUGGACAAAACCUGAGAUAAAACCAUUCAGCGAAACAAGGAUUUAACCUAGUGGGUUAGCACUGAUUUAUCUAUCAGGGCAUACACUGGCAUUUUGCACUCAGAUGGAAGUGAUAAUGAUGGGUACAGAUGGUGAAAGCAGUGCCAAAAUGUAAAACAGCACCUGAAGUUCCCUGCACUGUUUAUUCUAAAGCUAACUAGACAAAGGAAAAUAGGGCUCACUUCAAGCAAUGAGAAGGAAAUAUACUGGCAUCUGGUAUCAUAAUCCCUUCUUCAUGAUUUUUAGAAAUAAAUCUGAUCUAGUCCACUUGCCUUAAAGAAAAUUGUUGUUUUCAAAUGUUACAUAAUUAAUGGCAUUCCUGGAACAUAUUGUUCAUAUUAAGUCAUAGUUUUAUUGUCUUCUUUUCUAAAUGAAAUGUCAAACUCUGCUGUCCUUCAUCCAAAUUGAAAUCACUCCCCAAGUAGCAAAAGCAGAGUUAGUUUAAGGCAGUCUAAGUUUGCUGCUGCAAGAGACAAUCAUGUCAUAUUCCCGUUUCUGUUCCUGCAGCCCAGCCACAUGGUAAGCUGGACCAGCGACCUGAAGCCCUUGAAGGGCAGUCCUCAACGCCACAGUGUGUAGAUGAAUUUUUGACUGGAUCUUUUUGAUAGAGCCUUGAUAGAAUUUGUCACUUUGCUGCAUAUGUGUGCUAGCAGCAGCACAAGGGAAGGGCGAGUUGGAGACGAGAAAGGGACAAUCUCUUUAAUGGCAGUACAGACACAGGAUGGUUAAAAGAAUGGCUAAGUUCAGUUUCUUCGGCCUAGCUCCCUGAUCUUGCUUUCUCUCAGGCCAGUUCUCGUGCUGUGAGCCAGUUGAACUCAUUAGUUCAGCAGAGAAACAUGUACUUUUUGCCAGAUUAAUGAAUUCAGCUAGUACGGAGAGUAGCUGCUAUGUACCAGAGCUGGCUUGAGGUAACCGUGGGGGAUGGAGAGGGCAUGAAAAUGCCUUUUUUGAUGGUUAGAAGUGGUUAGAUUGAUCUGCUCUAUAAUGGUGAACUUCACUGUUAGGUGCAAAUUUUCUUUUUGAGGACUCACUGAUUCAUAUGUUCUAAUAACUUGAACUUUGAAAUGGGAAGCAAAUAAAUCUCUUGAGAGGCCUGGAGGUAAAAACUUGAUGCUUUUCAGAGGUGUGCAUACAGUGAAGCAGAAAUUGGCUCUUUUAUCUGGUUGCAUAUUUAGCGUCUCUGACAAAUUCAUGUUAGUGUAUGACCUUUAUAUAAUCUAUAUAUAGUAUUUUUCAUACAUCUUGCGGUGUUUAGUGGGAUUUACUUAAGCCUCUCAAACUGAAUCAACUCAAUUACAAAAAAUAGAUGUUUUCCAGUAAUGCAUCAUUGCUGAGUACUCCUGCCAGCACACACCAUCCCCCAUGCUAUUUGAAAGACCCUUAUGAGCUUGGAAAACUGUCCUAUUCCAUAAAUAUUUUUGGUCAAGUAGCCUACUUUUAAGUUUGUAGGUUGAACUGUGACCAUAACCUAUUGAUUUUUCUUUCUUUAUAUAAAUCUGUUGAAGAAAUGGUAUUUUGAAGUAGGAAAUUACGACACGUUUAUUUACUAUUUAGUAUUUCUAUCUACAUAGCUUUUGCUUAGAGUUGCAUCUCAAGGCAAUAUGCCUUGAGUAACUGAAACUGUAGUUACUGUUGUGGUGGUAUUUGUAUGCAUAGACAUACAUCUAGCAGAGCUGCAGACACUUAGGAUGAUGCACGGAAUUUGAAAAACUGUUGUAAAUAUCUAUUCGUAAGUACUGGAUCUUUUCAGCAGAUUUUUUUUUUGUGGUUUGGGUUUUUUUUUUCCUUGCUUGUUUGUUUGUUUGUUUGUUUUCUUUCCUGCUAAUACUUUAGGAUAAGAAUAGAGUAUGAGCACGCUUAAGAUGAGCAGACAACUGUUGGUGCUGCCAGCAGCUCUCAGAGUGCUGAAAUCAGUCAAGUUAAGGACUAAAACACAUUCACUGACUAAAACGCUGCUACGUGCAGUUGGGAUUGCCAGUAGAUUACGUCUACUGCCCUUUAACGAUACUAAGUUUGGUGCCUCUGUGGCCUGCAGAAAUGAGCUGGUACGAGCACUAAAGCUCGUAACAGCCAGUGCCACUUCCUCUGCUUCCAACCUGGGUUUGGAAACAAGAAGAGUUUUUGUGCCAUAGCAUGUUCAGUGUAGGUGUAGUGAAUGAAGGUGUUCAGGAAGGGACUGGUACGCAUUUGUGGCAUGAGGAGUUUGGGAUUUGAGCUGUUUGGUCAGAUUUUGCUGGAGGAAUAAGCCUGUUAGAGUUGUCUUGUGCUGUGUCUUUUGUAUUUCACCUCUGAAGAUCUGUUUGCAUCAAUGAGCUGUGCGGUAUUCUUGCUAGCCUUAUAGAAGAAUUAGUGAUGCCUGUGUGGGGAGAUAGUAGCACCGGGGAACCUGGAAUGGACAAAGUAUGGAACUGGUGGCACAGGAGGAGUAGGGAGAGUGUUCUGCUGCUGACAGGAUAGGCUUGUGUUGCAUGUGCAGGGAGAGGGAAAGGGUGAUCAAACACAUAUACUGAAGUUGAAGAAUAAGAAAACUAAAAGGGUAAGAUUAAAAUCGGACAGCUUUAAAGACAGUGUAAGGUGUGACACUUUGUUGAAAGUCCUGGCAAGAAUACAGGAGUGCGCAUGUUUGAAACGUGCAGUUGGUCAGUGGUACCUUGACUGCCUGUCUUGGACAGGAGUCCAACCAUAAGGCUUUGUUGAUUGGCUUUCAGCUGUGAUGGGCAGGUAAGAGAUGCCAUAAGGAAAUUCUCAUUUUCUUGCUUUCUUUUUUUUGUUGUGAGAAUGGACAUACCCUGCGGUGUGUGGCUUACUUCUAGUGAGGAUGUGGGUUUUAUUAGCAAGAGCUGUGUUUGAUGGUGGCUCAUGCAUAAUGCCUUAAUAGUUCUUUCACAGCGCCUUUAAUCAAUAUUUUCAUUUUGCAGACAGAAAAUGGAGGUGCGUUUCCAUGUGUUUUGCUUUUCCUUGCUUUGUCACUAAGCCAGCAGUAUUUUGGAGCACAGAACAAUGCUUUUGGUCUUCCCCUGAGCCUAAACCAGAUGGAGCAGCCUAUUAGUACUUGUUAGAGUGUGGCUGGAUGAGUUCCAGCUCCUGGAUUGGUUUGGGAGCUUACCCAGUGUUAGUCUUGAAGUGCUGAUGAUAUGGACAAUGCUAGCAGGGCUGCCAUGUGCAAGAAAGGGUCAGACCAGUCUGGUUUUAGAUGUGGAUGGUAAAAUGUCAUCUUGGUUAAUUAUUAGUCUAGCUAGAUUCUCCAUUUACUCAUUUGGAUUACUAAUGAUUGGGUGGUUACUCUUCUGGAUGCCUAUGAUUUCUUCCAUCUUGAGUCUCAGAUAGCUUUCAGUCCUAGGAAGAUUUCUUCAGCAAAAGAAUCAUACAGGUUAAUUUUAUGGCCAAUAAUAUCUAUUCUCUGACGGAGAAACUCUCUAGCAGUACUGAAUGCAGUAAUAGUCAACUUUUUGGAAAGAGCAUUGCCUUGGAUGCAGUUUGCAUCCUAACCAUUUGCUUAUUUUGGCACUCGCUCCUGUGAGUUCCUGAUACACUUUUAUUCAUAACAGCAAAAUAUUUGCCCUAAAAAGUGGGACAGUGUCUCAGGCAAACGUGGAAGUGAGGGGCUGAGGGUGGAGUGGGGGGACUGCCUCUUUGCUGGUGCCAUGCACUGAACUGUUUGUGAACUCUGUUAUUACAUAGUGUUAGUUUUUGUUGGAAAGCUGAGGCUUAGUAUUUAUGUAGAAUAGCAGCGACAUCCUAAGCAUGGCACGUUGUGUGCAUCUUUGUAUGGUAAUUGUGAUGGAUGUGUUUAUUACUCUGUAUUCUGUCUGGUUUAAACUGUCUCUGGAUAUUUUGUCUUUGUGCAAGUACGAGAUUAAAUUACAGAUCGUUAUGAAAAAUGUCAAAUUGUAAGUUAAGAUAACUGAAAAGGCUGUUUUCUACCUUCCCUAUCUCCUCUUUCUCCACUCCCUUCUUAACUCCAGAUUCAAGGGUGCUUAAUAUGUUUGUAACUCCUGUUAGUUGGUAUUUGCAUUAUCGUGUAUGAGAGACUUGAAUAAGUGAUAUGGGCUUCUUUUUUCGUUUGCGUGCUAAUGUUUUUUAGGAAAGUUGAAUACAGCAGAGUUCUUGUUUCAGAAUUGCUUACUAGACUGUAACUAUUACACGCUCAAAGAAUAUUCUCAAUUUCUACACCUGAAUUACUAUUUUGACUAGAAAAUUUUGUUGCCUAAACCCAGAAAAAUAUCAAAGUACCUUGCCAGAGCCUUUGGUACAUGCGUUAGCAGCUGACAAUGGAGUUCAGCAAAAAUCUCUUUAACUGUUGUUACUUUUCAGUUUCUAAAGUGUUGAAAUUGCAGUUUGCAUGCAGCUUGCAGAGUUUAGCAGCUGGUUCUUUGGCUGUAGUGAGAAUAAGAAGGAGGGAGCUCCAUGCUGCAAGUGAUCUGGUGCACGGGGUUGAGAUUUGACAGGAAGGUGUGUUGAAAUUUUGAGGGCAUGAUGUCUCCAUCAAGGGGACAAGUGACUGCCUAAACAAAAAUGCAGGGAAUCAUUAGCAGAAUGACAGCAUCGGUGAAAAACAUUGUACCAGGAUGGUUACAGAAGUAUUUCAAUAAAAGUGAAGAUGAAUGUGUAGAUGCAAAUGAAUCUACAGACCAGGAAGAGAAUCCAGUAAACUAUCACCAUGAUUAUGCAAAUGAAGAUACCAUCGUGAUUGAUGGGAGAGUCACGCCUGAAACAGCAAGAAUUAAUCUAGACGAACCAUCCACGAGUAGAUCUGCAUUGAACUACUCAGAUGUGUUAACAAGGCCCUCUCUUCAUCGGAGCCAUUUGAACUGUACCAUGUUGGAUUCUACAGUACCACAUUGUCAGCCCUCUACAUCUUCUUCUCUUGGCAUUGGCAGUCCUGGGCUGUCUCUUGUAAGAGAAAUAAAAGAUUCUACCUCUCAGCAUGAUGAUGAUAACAUCUCAACAACCAGUGGCUUCUCCUCUAGAGCAUCUGAUAAAGAUAUCACAGUUUCAAAAAAUACUUCAGCACCACUGCUCUGGUCCACAGAAGCUGAAAGAUCUCAUUCCCUCUCACAGCAUCCUGCAGCUAGCUCUAAAAAACCUGCAUUCAAUUUGUCUGCUUUUGGAUCUCCCUCUCCUUCACUUGGAAACACUUCUGUCUUUAAGACAAGCCAGCUUGGGGAUUCUCCAUUUUACCCUGGGAAGACCACUUAUGGAGGCGCAGCUGCAGCAGCAAGGGAGACAAAAGCACGAAUUGCUCCUUAUCAGCCACCAGUAAGAAGACAAAUGAAAGCUAAACAAGCAAAUGUGCAAUCCUGUGGUGUGACAAGUUCCACAGCACGGCGCAUCUUGCAGUCAUUGGAGAAGAUGUCAAGUCCUUUGGCGGAUGCUAAAAGGAUUCCGUCUUCUAGUCCGCUUUCUUCUCCUUUGGACAGGAGUGGGCUGAAUAUUACUACCUUCCAAUCCAAGCGAAACCAGAUGGAAUCGCAGCUUCCACCUGUCCAGAAACUCGUGACACCAAAGGCAAUCUCUCUGUCAGGGAGUCGGACCCAGUAUUUUAAACCAUCUCUGACUCCAGCUACUGAUUCCAGCAAAAUUCACCAGAGGGUAGCUACAAAGCACAAAGGUAUGAGAGAGAAGAGUUUUCCUGCAGAACAGCGAGUAAACCCAUCUGAAAGCAAUUUGACCUACCCCAAAUUCAGUACUCCUGCAUCCAACGGUCUGUCUUCAGGAGGAGUGGGUGGUGGUGGCAAGAUGAGAAGGGAAAGAGGAGUACACUAUAUAUCAAAACCUGGACAAGAGCAACAGGAAGUGGAAGAACCAGUACUACCGAAAGUACCCUUACCCAUCAGUGCUGCAUCGCUGCCUUCAUUCAACUUCAAUUUUCUUGCCAGUAGUACUGUCUCAUCGUCACCAAGCACUGUCUCAACAGGAGCGAUGAUGAAGGUACCACCAGCAAGUAAUGUUGGCAGUCCUGUGUUCAGAUUUUCAUCUCCAAUUGUGAAAUCUACUGAGGCGGAAGUGCUACCUCCAUUGUCUCAGAUUGGGUUUACAUUUAGUGAUCCUGUUGCAAAAUCAGCAGAGCGUUCUGGAUCCAGUGAUACACCAGUGACAUCCUUCCUUACUCUAGAUACCGCCACUGUAAACAGCACCAGCAAUAAGAAGGAAAAAGAAGAAUACGAUGGCCCCUCCAAACCUGCAAAGGUCUUAAAGGAAGGAAGUGUGUUAGACAUUCUAAAAAGCCCUGGCUUUACCUCUGUGAAAACACACUCCCCUCCAUCUGCGCAGCCUGUUACAAGCACAGUGGUCUAUACAAGGCCUGCAAUAAGUAGUUUUUCUGCAGGUAAAGACACCUCUAAACAAGCAUCCUCAUUUUGGCAGUCUGACACGUAUGACCCAUGUCUGCAAAACAAAACCACGGAUAGCAAAUGUGUAACAUGUGAAGCUGCUAAAGUGUCAACAAUUGAGAGUACGAAACAGACAAUAAGCUCAAGUCAAUGUGUUGCCUCUAAGGCAGCAGUUCCUACAGCGGGGACAUUGGGCUUUGAAGACAAAUUUAAAACAGCACCCAACACAUGGGAUUGUGAUACCUGUCUGGUCCAGAACAAACCUGAAGCUACAAAAUGUAUAGCAUGUGAGACACCAAAGCCCGGAACAGGAGUAAUGCCUGCCCUGACAUUGCCAGCAGUCACAGACAACGCGGUGACAGUGACAUCCUCCUCCAGCAGCACUGACACAACAGUCACUCUGGGGUUUGGAGACAAAUUUAAGAAGCCAAAAGGUUCUUGGGACUGUGCGGUGUGCCUUGUAUCAAAUAAGGCAGAAGACAGCAAAUGUGUAGCUUGUCAGUCAGAGAAACCAGGGAGUUCAGUGCCUGUGACCAGUAGCAGUGUUCCUGCAUUUUCUGCUGCUUCUGGAGGAUCUGGAGGAUUUCUGGAUUUAGACAAGUUCAAGAAGCCUGAAGGAAGCUGGGAUUGUGAGGUCUGCUUGGUCCAAAACAAAGCAGAAGCCACAAAAUGUGUAGCUUGUGAAAGUGCAAAGCCAGGCACCAAAGUAGAGCUCAAAGGCUUUGGUACUGCUGCUGUGUCCACAAAUGCUGCAGUGCCAUCAUUUACAUUCGGUGUCCCGUCAUCCUCCUCUGAAUCUUCUCAUACAAUAAGUAGCACAGGAAAUUUUAAGUUUGGAGAACAAGAGAGCUUCAAGUUCGGCAUUGCAUCAGAAUCUGCAUCCUCCAACACUGUGACUGGAGGAUUUAAGUUUCCUACUGGUUCAGGGGGCUUCAAAUUUGGAGUUUCUUCCUCAGACUCUAAAUCAGAAGACAGUAAAAAAGAAAGUAAAAGUAAUAGUUUUACUUUUGGACUUCCAUCUACAAGCAAUCAGGCUCCUUCAACAUUUCAGUUCGGGACAGCGAGCCUGGGACAGCAGGAAAAGAAAGAGGAACCAGUUUUGGGAGGCUUUGGUUUUGGCACAAGUUCUACUUCUUCCAUAGCUACCAAUGAGAAUAAAACCGGGGUCAGUGGCUUCGCUUUUGGAACUGUGGCGGAAAAGGAGGUAGCAUCACCUGCUUUUGCAUUUAAGAAGUCAGAUGAGAAAAAGGAUGAAACGCUUCCAGCAAAGGGAGGAUUCUCUUUUGGCAGUGUGGAGUCUGCACCUGCCUCACAGUUUGUUUUGGGAAGGACAGAAGAGAAACAGGACUCUCUCGUUCCUGCUGCUCCACUAGCAUUUGGAAAGAAAGCUGACAAUGAAGAGUUAAAGACACAACCUAUCUUUUCAGCUGGGACGGCUGAGCAUACCAAAGAGGAGAGCACGGCAAAACCUAUAUUCAAUUUUAGUUUUGUUAAACCAUCAGAGAAGGAAAGUGAGCAGGCAAAGCCAUCUUUUGCAUUUGGGGCACAAACCAGUACUUCAGAUCAAGGAGCAGCAAAGCCAUCCUUCAGCUUCUUGAGCUCUAGUUCCUCCAGCACAGUCGUACCCACCACUUCAGCCAAUAGCAGCAGUGUGUUCGGCAGCGCCAUCUCCUCCUUGAAUCCUCAGCUGGUUCCCGCUCCCUUCGUGUUUGGACAACCCAGCAACACUGUGAGCAGCUCUGUUUUUGGCAAUUCUUCAGAAUCUGCAGCCUCUCAGUCAUUUGGCUUCUCUCAAGAAAACAAACCAGCAACUACAUCUUCCAGCACUGGCACAGGUCUUACUUCAUUUCUGUUUGGCUCGGGAGCCACCAGUACCAAUGCAGCAAAUUCAGGCUUCACCUUCGGAGCCACAACCACAUCGAGUUCAACAGGGUCAUCCUCUUCGUUUCCAUUUGGCUCUGGGCCUCCAGCGCUGGCUGCCGGCCCAGCAUUUGGCACCAGUCAGCCACCAGCAUUUGGUCAGAGCCAAGGGUCCAGCCAGCCAAGCGCUCCAAGUUUUGGAUCCCUGUCGACAACGUUGUUUUCAGCUGGCACUCAGCCUGCUCCUCCUGCCUUCGGCUCCGUGACGAGCAGCACUCAGCCCUCUGUGUUCGGACAGCAAGUGGCGCAGCAGCCGGGGUUUGGCUCUGGUACCCCCAGUGCUGGUUCUGUAUUCCAGUUUGGAAGUAAUAGUUCUAGUUUCAACUUCCCAAAUAGCCCAGGAGUAUUUACUUUUGUUGCGAAUCCUCCUGCACCAGCAGCACCGGCACAGCCUUCUGGCUCGUCAGGAUUUUCGUUCAGCCAGCCUCCAGCUUUUACAGUGGGGACUAACGGGAAAAACAUUUUCUCUGCCUCUGGAUCUUCAGUUUCUGGUCGGAAGAUAAAGACUGCAGUUAGACGUAGAAAAUAACCGCCCGAUCGGUAAAGCAAGUUCCGAAGCAGCUACUACCCUGCAUUGUUCAGUUGUUGGGAUCGUACCUCAUGCUGGGUUAGCUGAAGACAGAUCUGCCUAGAGGAAUAUAGAACUCUGCUGCCCUUUCCUUCCCUCCCUUCUCCCCAGUUAGGUUUUUUUUUGGUAACGAAUAGAGUUGGCAACAGGGCCGUUCUCGAGCAAAACUAUUUUAGACUCCAGCAAGUUCCUUCUUUCACUGACUCGGCAUGGUCUGGCUGUAGCCGUGAGUAGAGCCUGCACAGUGAAUGGCUUGUACAAUACCUCUUCAUCUGCACCACUAUGUGCGCUCAUCUGCGUUUACUGACGCCUCGACAUUGUAAUUAUAUCAGCGAGGGAUGCUGUAUAGAGUAGAGAAUGUUGAUAACGAAUGAUUUCUAUGCUGAGUUUGUGCCGGUGUAUGUGUGAAGUGAGUGAGUUUGGGUGUAUUGUGCACUAAAAUUUUCUGAUAGAGGAAGAUUGAUUAAAGGAUGAUCCAUGCUAAGGACUUGUUAGAUCUGUAGUUCUUCAUUUAAUAAUUAUAUGCUAUUUCUAUAUUUUCAUUCUUACAGCCCUUUAUCACCUGUCUCGCCUUUGUUAUUUUAUUAUGAAACAUGUGUAAAUACGAUUUUGUUUCUCUAUGUACUUUUUUGGCAUAACAGAUCUGUGAAAUGGAAAUUUUAAUUUUGUGUGUUACGGCCAUUUUUGUUUAGUAUUGUCUCAGAUUUUAUGUAAAUCCCAUUAUUCAAAGUUGCCUAAAUCCAUUUAGAAAAUCUUUAAAAUUGGGAAUUCUUAAAGUAAGUUUAUUGGCUUUUCUGAUCCAUUUUUGUUUGGACCAAAAACCAGUAUUGUACAAAGUAUUAAGUAUAUAUUUUUAUAUUUACUGAAAUGGACUGUGGUGACUUUGGAUAAUAAGGAAAAGUUUAAUAUUAAAGCCAUGUUUAUUACAGUAUAAUUAACAUGUUAAACCAUGGGAUAAAUGCCAUCAAUAAAAACUAUGAAAUAUU
Molecule: messenger RNA, 10018 nt
Organism: Strigops habroptila (Kakapo)
Lineage: Eukaryota; Metazoa; Chordata; Aves; Psittaciformes; Psittacidae
Gene: NUP153
Product: nucleoporin 153
Exons: 22
Coding region: 4728-8993 (1421 amino acids)
Biological process (GO): protein import into nucleus; RNA export from nucleus
Cellular component (GO): nuclear pore
Molecular function (GO): structural constituent of nuclear pore
Source: RefSeq, a predicted model, not a curated record